ACGCGAGCGAAGGCGCCAUAUUCGUCGAUCGGGACUGCCGGAACUGCAAAUCAGCCUCAGUCUAUGAAUUUCUCAGAAUCUGUUGGCGGGGCGUGAUUGGAAAUUGGAAAUUGGAAAACGUGUGUGGAAUUCGUUGUUGUCGAAGCGAGGUCGCGCGCGCACUUUUGGUGCUUUUUUUUUGGCACCCCGUCUUGCGCUUGCGUGUGCAGCCUUGUGGCUUGCGUUUGCUUCGCACCCCGCCUUGCUUGCGCAGCCUGCCCGCUCCUCCUUCUCCCCCGCUCUACGCGCAUCAUCUCUCGCCGCCUCUUUCCUAUCGUUGUCGUUUUCUCGUCGGCUUUUGUCAUCGUCGUAGUAUAGUAAUCGCCCUCCUCCGUAACGUAACUGGCAUCGCGUUGUCGCCUUCAAAAUCUCCAUCGCCGUCGUUCGUGGUCACAGCUUCUUGGGGUCUGCUCGGCGGGGUGGGGCGAUUUGAUAUCAAGGCGGCGGCGGCGGCGGCGCACGCGAUCGCGACAGGUGGUGUCGCUCGCUGGUCACGAGAUCCGACCCCGAAUCCUGACGACGCUGCGCUGCGCUGCGCGAAGAGAUGGCGGCAGCUUGUGGAAAUUCCUGCCUGUUCGCGUCGAGCACUUUCGCGUCGUCGUCGUCGAGGGAGCUUCCGUCUGGGCAACUGGUUGGCGGCGUCGGCCAUAGCCAGGCGUCGGGAUCUGGAAUCGGCGGUGGUCAUCUCGCCGGAGCUGGCGCUGGCUGCAGGAGCGAGAGGAGGCACGGGAGGGGAGGGUCGUCUUCGUCUUCCCCCUCUGCGCUCCGCGGUGGGUCCGUCAGUGUCGUCUUGUCUGCUGGAUCUUCCUCCCGCCGCCAUAGCCGAAAGCUUCGACCUGCAGCUGCGCAAGAUGACGAAGCACAGACUGUGCAGACGGAGAAAGUGGUAGAGGCAGAGACCACUGCCUCCUCUAUCUUGCCCUCUGGAGAAUGGCCAGAGAACUUUUCCCUCCUCAAUUACGAAGACUUGGGGAGAUACUUUGAACCAUAUCUUCUUAAGCCGGAGCAUGACCCUUCAUCCACUGUGGCAGAUAUUAUGAAGACUGCUGUGAAAACGGUCCAGGAUCAGGACAAUUUGGACGAUGUGCUACCGAAAUUUGAGGAACUGACAGGUCUUCCUGUUGUCAAUUCAGACAUGAAGUGUGUGGGUGUUGUCACAAAAAGAGACGUGGUUGCUUUACUUGGGAAGGGACCAUUGAAAGUGGCGGAUGCCAUGACUUCACCAGCAAUCACAGUGUCUGUGACCAAGACAGUGGCAGAGGCUGCUGUGAUUAUGCUGAGACAUAGAAUACAUCGUCUGCCGGUCGUCAAUGAUACAGGCCUGCUUCUUGGUAUCAUCACGAGGACGGAUAUGUUCACGGCAUUGGAACAUCAUAGCUCUUAACUGAUGUUCACAUCCUCCAUGCAAAUCAUAUCAGUCUAUACAUAACUGUAUCUCGUUGUUAGGGGUAGGUUAAAUCUUUGAUGGGCUAGAUUGCUGGCUUUCCCUCUGCCCAUCUGACGGCAAUGGCGACUUCCAGACCAGCCAUGUCCUUGCCAGCAUCCCUCAAGUGGAUGUUUAUUCCUUUUUGUUGGUGCUGGCUUCCUGACUGUAUAUCUUGCUGAAAUUGAGCUACUGCAGUAAUGAAAAGUUGCCCUGAAAUUGAGCUACUGCAGUAAUGAAAAGUUACCGUACCUGCAGAUAGUUACCCUGAAAUUGGGCUACUGCAGUAAUGAAAAGUUACCGUACUUCCAGAUAUAAUAGACCUGUUACCGAGCCUGAUGAGGGGCCUGGUAUGGUGCCAUUGUCUGGCAGUCCCGACGGGGGGGGGGGAGAAUUCUGGGCCUGUUGUGGUCAUCACUGUGGGGAUAAGUAUACCGCUCACAGUCGUGGUGGUUUAAAUCGCAAGUCCUUAGUAUUACAGAACAUGCUUGGUUGCCUACGCCGCCGGAAAUUUUGCGUCUCGGGUUUGCCGGAUCACAAUGGCUGGGGGUGCAAGCCAAAGAAGAAGACGGAGCGGGCGUUGCUGGCGGUUUCGGCAAAAUGCAUGGAGCACAGUGGAGCGCCUCCAGGCCCGGGUGUACUGAUGGUAGUCAAGGGAGUCCGAAGUCACCAUGGUCUCGGUGAUUUGGAACCGGUUGUGCAUGAGUGUUGGGUAUAGGUUUAAUCGAUCGCUCAGUGGGUCGAAUGGGGUGGCAAAUGUAUGCGAGUGUUGCUGUGAAGAAUGUAUGUUAGGGUUAUGGUGAAGUCGUCAGCACUGCUAUAAAGUCUGGUUAACAGAAUGGUCAAAAGGUGUGAAGGCAUUGCCGAGGGUAUGGUUGUGUGAAAAGGGGGACGGGGAAAGUGGAGGGGGAUGGUGGGGGACGGGGAAAGUGGAGGGGGAUGGUGGGGGACUUAGGAUCGUGCAUCUUUCCAAUUUAAAAAGGUAAACAUUUGCUGGGAGUGUGGGGAAAGGGAACAGGGUGGGGGCAGGAAGGGUCGAGUGAGCCUGCAUUUUCCAAUUUAAAAGGGUGAGCAUUUGCUGGGAGUGUGUGUGCUCCGUUCGUGAAGUGUGUUUAGUUCAUUUGUGAAGUGUGUUUAGUUCAUUUGUGAAUGAUGUAUCCCGAGGGCAUCCUAUUUUGGACAGUAGUCGUAAGGGAUGGGGGAUAACCAUCACGGCGUGUUUCGUUUGUGUCUAGUAGAUGAGUGCUAGUUUGAUGGUGAAUGAGCAGGCGAUUGUGUGGCUAAAUCUCUAGCUGCUGGUUGAAAAGCGGAUAAGCAUUUGGAGUUCGUAAGAUUGUUAACCUGACCUGAAGUGGUGUGAAGGGUUUAUCAGUAAGUCGCAUGAUGGCUUAGAGAAAAGAACUGAUCGAGCAUUUGAAAAUAGUUAGGUCAGUUAAAAAAUUGGUUAUGAAAUCUUCAAUUAAAACCCCUGCUGUUGGAUAUAAUAUAACUAACAAAAGACGAAGUUAAAAGAAAUUUCUGCUUCCAAUGUUGCCAUUGCCAUGACCCAAGUAGGGAAAACCGACUUUAGAAGGAAAUGAAAGGUCCACGUCAGACGUCAGAUUGGACAUGCAGCUGCAGUGCGGCACAUCCCUACAUUCCAUAGUGACAGUAGUUACCUUCCCUGUAUCAUGGAGGGAGGAUGGGAGGAGGAUGGAGAAUGGGAGGAGGAGGAGGUGGCAUCGGUUGCUUGGUAAACCAUGCCGAGGUUGAGUUAACGAGGACUGACUGUUUUGUAUGAAAGGUGUUUAAGCUACAUAACAACCUCAGCCUGGUAGGCUUUAGUGACACUUUUGGCGGCCAGGGUAUUGUUAUCCUGUGGGGCCGGCGAUUUGCUGUCAGCAGCUGAGGGGCCGGCGAUUGGCUGUAGAAUUCUAGUGACUGUGGGGCCGGAUCUUUGCUGUCAGCAGCUGUGACACGCUAAGCCUUCUCUGUAGAAUUCCAGUGACCAGUGCCUGUUCUGCCGUCUUUGUGAGAUUUGAUAAUUGCCUGUAAGGUUAAAAGUUAAAACUCAAGGUUUUAUGUGGAAAAUCACAAUCAUCAUGAAGAGGGUGCUUUUUUCUUGUUUUUGUUCGAAAGGGCUUCACUCAACCAUGUGUAGUGCCUGAACUA
Messenger RNA from Chara braunii, 3613 nucleotides. The record is from the annotation of a GenBank genome assembly. Lineage: Eukaryota; Viridiplantae; Streptophyta; Charophyceae; Charales; Characeae.